Messenger RNA from Sitophilus oryzae (rice weevil), 1480 nucleotides. Its product is annotated as probable serine/threonine-protein kinase yakA. The record is from RefSeq and is a predicted model, not a curated record. The transcript is spliced from 4 exons. NCBI's taxonomy places the organism in Eukaryota, Metazoa, Arthropoda, Insecta, Coleoptera, Curculionidae. The coding region runs from base 57 to 1397 and encodes 446 amino acids.
AAUCACAACAAUUACUUGUUUAGUUUAAAGUAAGAGAAAAAAUAAGAUUGUACAAAAUGUUCAACCUUAUCGCAAUUCUUCUACUGGGUGUAACUCAAAUUCACGGAGAUGCUGUUGAGUUACUGCCUACAGCCCAAGUAGCCCCAAUUGCUGUAGUAUCCGCUCGCAGUUCGCAGUACUUUGCUCAAACACACAACGCCCUUGCAGCGCCACUUGUAGCUCCUACUGUCCCAGUUGCACCUGUUACGAGAUACGUAGCUCAGGCAGCUCCGUUUGUAUCUCAAGUAACUCCAGUUGUAGCACCAGCAGCCAGAUUAGUCUCAGCUCCUUAUGUAGCUCCUACUUCUCGUCUUGUAGCAGCACCAAGUCCUAUUGUAUCAGCUGCAGCUCCUUUAAUAUCUGCACCACAAGUUACAUAUGCUACAAGUCCCUUUUUAUCACGGGCAGCUCCAAUUUUAGCUAGUCAAGUUUUACCAGCUACCGUUGCCAGACCUGUGGUUCCAGCGCAGCCAGUUAACCCAUCUAUUCCAGCUUCAAAUCCUGAAGAUUCAAUUGAAAUUGAGUCAGCAAGAUUGAGAGCUGUGCCUCAAGGACCUAGAGGAUCUUCACUACAAAAUUCGGCUCGUCUGCAACAGUCAAAUCAACCAAAAUCUAAUGCUGCUCAACUCAAUCAGCAAGUAUUUGGCAGAAUUCAGCAACAAAAUCAGUUAUUUAAGUCAGCAGAAUUAUAUCCUCAACAAAAUGGUCAAAACGAGAGAUUAUCUUCUGUGCCUGUGAGGUCAAAUAUUCCUCAAGGAUUUUUUGGUAGUUUUCAACCUCAAUUUCAACAAGAACAAUUAGGUGUAUUUCAACAGCAACAGCAACAACAAUUGGUUCGAUCUCAACAACAACAGCAGCAGCAGCAACAACAAAGACAAGAGAAUGAUGCCUCUGGGUCUCAAGGACCAGCUGGAUUUAAUACUCAACAGCAAAUACAAGGGCCGUAUUAUCAAUUCCUGUUCUCUUGUGUCUUGAUACAAUCAACCAAACCAACCCUUAACAAAAUGUUCAAGUUCGUCGCUAUCUUUGUCCUCGCCACCAUCACAUGCACCUUAGCUGCUCCCAAACCCAGCGUUCUCGCAGCGGCUCCCUUGCUAGCAGCUCCCGCUGUAGCUCCUGCUGUAGUAACCGCUCAAAGCUCCCAAGUCAUCGCCAGGAACUACAACGCUCUGGCCGCUCCCUUGAUCGCUCCAGCUCCUGUUGUAGCAGCCGCGCCUGUAGCUCCAGUUGUCCGAGCUGCAGCUCCCUUGGUAGCUGCUCCAGCACCUUAUGUAGCCAGUCCUUACUUCACAGCUCCAUACGCGGCGCAUUACGCAGCUCCUUAUGCUGCUCCUUAUGCAGCUCCUUUGGUGUUUUAAGAUAGCACGUAGUGAUCUAUUUUGUUGACUGUUAUUGUACAUAAAUUGUUUUUCCUUGUAAAUAUAUGCCUGAAAUAUUAUUA